Molecule: messenger RNA, 4443 nt
Organism: Fraxinus pennsylvanica
Lineage: Eukaryota; Viridiplantae; Streptophyta; Magnoliopsida; Lamiales; Oleaceae
Source: the annotation of a GenBank genome assembly
AUGUAUACAUACAAUAAUCCCAAUUAUUUAUACAGAUACAGCUUCUUCUGCAAUCGGUAUAGAGCUUUACAUGUAAAGCCCCGUCGUUUAGUUCACAACUCCGCGUCCUUUAGGUUACAACCUAGGGUUUCCAAGUUUCUUGUUUGGGGAGGAUUUUUGUCGAAUUGUCAUAACCGAUACUUUGAUUACACGAAAAUUUAUGCUAAUAGUUCCUGUGAACACGAUACUGAUUCAACAGACAAGGCUGAAUCCAAGGGGCAAGAAAACCAGAAAUCUAAGGGUUCGAGAACGGGUUCUGGCCGGAAGGAGAAGCAGGGAAAGAAUAAUUGGGGGUGGUUAAAGUGGAAUAAACAAUGGCGAUGGGAGCCUAUAAUUCAAGCGCAAGAAAUUGGUGUUUUGCUUAUACAGUUAGCGAUAGUGAUGUUUGUGAUGAGGUUGCUCCGGCCUGGGAUUCCAUUGCCUGGUUCCGAGCCUCGGACUUCUACAACGAUUGUAAGCGUUCCAUACAGUGAGUUUCUGAACAAGAUAAAUAAUAACCAGGUGCAGAAGGUGGAGGUUGAUGGGGUCCACAUAAUGUUUAAGUUGAAGAAGGAUGCCAUCAAUACUGGAAGUGUGGAGAGUGUUGGUGACUUGAAUAGUAAGUUACAGGACUCAGAUUCUUUGUUAAGGAGUGUGAACCCAACAAAGAGGAUUGUGUACAAAACAACAAGGCCUAGCGAUAUCAAGACACCGUAUGAGAAGAUGGUUGAGAAUGAUGUAGAGUUUGGUUCCCCUGAUAAGAGGUCUGGAGGGUUCUUGAAUUCUGCAUUGAUAGCUUUAUUCUAUGUUGCAGUGCUUGCAGGUCUUCUUCAUCGGUUUCCUGUAAGCUUUUCUCAGAAUUCACCGGGGCAACUUAGAAAUCGCAAGACUGGGGGUUCUGGUGGAGCUAAAGUGUCUGAACAAGGGGAAACUGUUACUUUUGCUGAUGUUGCUGGUGUUGAUGAGGCCAAGGAGGAGCUAGAAGAAAUUGUGGAAUUUCUUAAAAAUCCAGACAGGUAUACUAGACUUGGUGCACGCCCUCCUCGAGGUGUUCUUUUGGUGGGUCUCCCUGGGACAGGUAAGACACUUUUAGCAAAGGCUGUUGCUGGGGAAGCUGAAGUUCCCUUCAUCAGCUGUUCAGCAAGUGAGUUCGUUGAGUUGUAUGUUGGUAUGGGAGCAUCUCGUGUCAGAGACCUUUUUUCUCGAGCAAAGAAGGAAGCCCCAUCCAUAAUAUUCAUAGAUGAGAUAGAUGCUGUAGCUAAGAGCCGUGAUGGAAAAUUUCGCAUUGUCAGCAAUGAUGAGCGGGAACAAACCUUAAAUCAGUUGCUGACUGAGAUGGAUGGGUUUGACAGCAACUCAGCUGUAAUUGUCCUUGGAGCUACUAACAGGGAAGACGUUUUAGACCCAGCCCUACGCCGACCUGGAAGAUUUGACCGAGUGGUUGCGGUGGAAACACCUGACCGGACUGGAAGGGAAGCCAUUUUGAAAGUACACGUUUCCAAGAAAGAACUUCCUCUUGGGAAGGAUGUUGAUCUGGGCGAUGUCGCUUCUAUGACAACCGGUUUCACUGGGGCAGAUCUGGCCAAUUUGGUGAAUGAAGCUGCAUUGUUGGCUGGAAGGCAAAGUAAACUUCUUGUGGAGAAAAUUGACUUUAUCCAAGCAGUAGAGCGAUCAAUAGCGGGGAUUGAAAAGAAGACGACCAAGUUACCGGGUAGUGAGAAAGCUGUUGUUGCUCGGCAUGAAGCUGGUCAUGCGGUAGUGGGAACUGCUGUUGCCAAUCUUCUUUCUGGUCAACCACGUGUUGAGGUCAAUGUGAAGGGUUUUCUUCAUCACUCUUCUCUAGCUCCAGCUUAUAGGCUUACCUUAACGAAGUAUGAAUCUGCAUAUAUGGUGCGAUACAAUGCUCAGUCAUAUUCCUUUUCUCCUUUCAGAAGCUUAGCAUAUUACCAAGAUCUAGAGGGGCCCUGGGAUUUACUUACAGUCCCCCAACCAAUGAAGAUAGGUGCACUUGAUGAUAUACGGCGAGCAACAGACAUAGCCUACAAGGCAGUGGCUGAAUAUGGCCUUAAUGAAACCAUAGGCCCCAUUUCAUUAGCUACUCUUUCUGGUGGUGGAUUGGAUGAAUCUGGGGGAUCUACACUUUGGAGAAGGGAUAAUGGGCACCUUGUCGAUCUUGUUCAGAUGGAGGUUAAAGCCUUGCUGCAAUCAGCUCUUGAUGUAGCGGUCUCCGUUGUUUGUGCCAAUCACAAUGUUCUGGAGGGUCUUGGGGCACAUUUGGAAGAAAAAGAGAAAGUAGAAGGUGAAGAACUGCAAGAAUGGUUGAAAUUGGUGGUUGCUCCAUCACAGCUUACCUUCUUCAUUAGAGGAAAGCAAGGUUCUCUUCUCCCAUUGCCAACAGAAAGCUUGUAUCUUCCAUUCAUUCAUCCUGGUUCCGACCGAGUGAUAAUAGAUAAGAUCGAACUUGAGAUAUGGCUGCUUUCAUUUUUGCCUGGGAUUGAUGUGACUGCGCAUAUUGCUAGCGUACGGAGAAGGGGCAUAUGGUCCACUUCUUUUGCAGGCCCCAAAGCUACAUUAACCUUUGAUCCCCCUACUACCAAUAUGGAAAAGCCCAAGCAACGGAAGCAUACAGUUGAUCCUAAUGCUCCAGAUUUUCUUCCACUUCCAUCCUUUGAGGAAUGCUUCCCAAGAAGCUCUAAAGAAUACACGGAAGUCAUUCAUGAGCAAUCUGGUCAUUUGCUCAAAGUUCCAUUUCGACGCAUACACCUAGCAGGAGAUGAACCACAUUUUGAUACCUAUGACACAAGUGGUCCGCAGAACAUAAGCCCGCGCACUGGACUCCCCAAGUUGCGGAAGGAGUGGAUUGACAGGAGGGAGAAGUUGGGUGGUCUGAGGUAUACGCAGAUGUUCUAUGCUAAGCAGGGAACUAUAACUGAAGAGAUGGCAUACUGUGCUGCUCGGGAGAAACUUGACCCAGAAUUUGUGAGAUCAGAAGUUGCUCGUGGUCGUGCAAUUAUUCCAUCUAACAAGAAGCAUACAGAGUUGGAGCCAAUGAUAGUUGGACGCAACUUCUUGGUGAAAGUGAAUGCUAAUAUUGGGAAUUCUGCCGUUGUGAGCUCCAUUGAGGAAGAAGUUCACAAGCUUCAAUGGGCAACAAUGUGGGGUGCUGAUACCAUUAUGGAUCUCUCAACAGGCCGUCACAUCCAUGAAACCCGCGAAUGGAUCCUUCGUAACUCUGGUGUACCUGUUGGGACUGUGCCCAUUUAUCAAGCAUUGGAGAAAGUGAAUGGCAUUGCAGAGAAUUUGAAUUGGGAAGUUUUUAGGGAAACAUUGAUUGAACAGGCUGAGCAAGGUGUGGAUUAUUUUACAAUCCAUGCUGGAGUCCUGCUCCGGUACAUCCCAUUAACAGCCAAACGAAUGACUGGAAUAGUUUCUCGUGGGGGAUCUAUUCAUGCCAAGUGGUGCUUAGCUUAUCACAAAGAGAACUUUGCUUAUGAACAUUGGGAUGAGAUACUGGAUAUCUGUAAUCAAUAUGACGUAUCUUUGUCAAUUGGUGAUGGAUUGAGGCCUGGGUCAAUAUAUGAUGCAAAUGAUACUGCUCAGUUUGCAGAGCUCUUAACUCAAGGAGAACUUACUCGUAGAGCUUGGGAAAAGGAUGUACAGGUCAUGAAUGAAGGGCCUGGCCAUAUCCCAAUGCACAAGAUUCCUGAGAAUAUGCAAAAACAGCUGGAAUGGUGUAAUGAAGCACCAUUCUACACUCUUGGACCUUUGACAACUGAUAUUGCUCCUGGAUAUGAUCAUAUCACAUCUGCCAUUGGUGCCGCCAAUAUUGGGGCUCUUGGCACAGCACUUCUUUGUUAUGUGACUCCCAAAGAACAUCUUGGUUUGCCUAAUCGAGACGAUGUGAAGGCUGGGGUUAUAGCAUAUAAGAUAGCCGCACAUGCUGCUGAUUUGGCAAAAUGUCACCCACAUGCUCAAGCUUGGGAUGAUGCACUGAGCAAGGCUAGAUUUGAGUUCCGAUGGAUGGAUCAAUUUGCUUUGUCACUGGAUCCUGUGACUGCCCUGUCUUUCCAUGAUGAAACCUUACCAUCUGAUGGUGCAAAGGUGGCACAUUUCUGUUCUAUGUGUGGGCCUAAGUUUUGUUCCAUGAAGAUAACGGAGGAUGUAAGAAAGUACGCAGAGGAGCAUGGUUAUGGGAGUGCAGAGGAAGCGGUCCAGCAGGGUAUGGAUUCUAUGAGUGCUGAGUUCCUAGCUGCGAAGAAAACUAUCAGUGGGGAGCAACAUGGUGAGGUUGGAGGAGAGAUCUACCUGCCUGAGGAUUACAUAAACCAUGAUGCAUGGUUGGCCAGUCUCGAGAAUGAUCUGAAAUCUCAUCUUCAAGCAGUAGGGGUGUCUGCAUCUGCUUCAUUGCUGGCUGUUCAGCCGUGA